This is a messenger RNA of Besnoitia besnoiti, 2124 nucleotides long. RefSeq names its product RNA recognition motif-containing protein. The coding region runs from base 1 to 2124 and encodes 707 amino acids. The transcript has 9 exons. Gene Ontology annotation, molecular function: RNA binding. Lineage: Eukaryota; Apicomplexa; Conoidasida; Eucoccidiorida; Sarcocystidae. The record is from RefSeq and is a predicted model, not a curated record.
AUGGCAGAUCCCAAAACGCGCAGCUCCACGUCUUCCCGUGGACGAGGCGCUCCGCGCGGGAGUCGCGGGGGGGGUCGCGGCGCAGGAUCCUCUUCGCGAGGCCGUUCCUCGGUUUCAGGCGCGAGGCGUUUUCCGCCCUCCGGCUCGGCAGCCCGCGGCCUAUCGCCCUCGACCUCGCUUUCCCGCGGUCAUGCUCGCGGAGGAAGGGGAUCUUUUGUGCGCGGCGGGAGAGGAGCCUUCGCUUCCCGUGGCAAGAGCCUCACUUCUCAGCGCGGUCCCUCGAUGAACGCCACGGUCUCGUCACACUCGCGAUUUGAGGGCGGGCGCGGUCGCGGAGGCCGCGGGCGCGCAAGAGUAGGCAGCUUAAGCCAGCGCGGCGAAAGGGGGAGAGGCUAUUCUCAGGCUGGCCGCGUGUGCUUCCGCUCUGCAUCAUCAUCCGCAGGGGCAGAAGUCCUGAAGAAGAGGAAGACCCGCGAAACAAGCGAGGAAGAGGGCGACGGAGAGCGCCGCGCGGAGCGAGAAAACGCGGAGAUCCAGCACGAGUGCGCUGAAGAAAGCGUGUUCAAAAAAGGAAGCAUUCUCGCGCUCCUCCGUGGCGAGGCACAAGAAACCGGAGGCGAGCCCGGGAGCGCAGCUGCCUCUCUCUUCGAGGGCACGACGAAGGACGAGCAGAGCAAAGAUUCGAAGAAAAAGCGGAGGCGCCAAGACCAAGCGAACGGGACUGCUGAGGUGUCUGCAGUGGACGAGGAAACCGGCGGAGCUACGGAAGAGGAGGAGCGGAAGAAUGAGAAGAAGAGCAAAAAGCGAAAGGCAGACAGGGAAAAGGAGACAGCAGAAGGGUCUUCUUCCUCUUCCCCCGGUCACGAAAAUGACGUCGGUCUCACUCGCCUCACCGCGCUCUUUUCUUCUUCGCCGGAAGCUCUGGCCGCUCUCUCCUUGCAGCGUCCUUCCUCGCACGCAAGGCGAGCCAAGGAAGCCGAGAGAGACGAGGCUCUCGCGUCUGAUGAAGAUCCUCUCUCCCCCGCCUCGCUCCUCGCGGCGGCGAAUGCAGGGACUCAGGAAAAAAAGACAGGCGACUCUCUGAUGGGCGCGAUCGAGAAGGCGAGGGCGGUGACGGCGCAGUACCGUCGAGAGCAGAAGAAGGCGCGGAAGCAGCUGAAAGAAGCAGAGAAAUCGGUCAAGGAAGCCAAGCUCCAGAAAAAGACGGCCGAUGAGAAGUCUAAGGUCAGCAAAGAGCGCGUGCAAAGUGAAGUCGCGGACGCGGAGUCAGAGCCGGAAGAGGAAGGCGCUUUAGAGGAUGAGGCGCGCUCGGAAGAGGCUGAGGAAGGAUGGAGAGAGACCGACAAAGAGAAGGAGAAACGAACCGUGUUCAUCGGCAACCUGCCUCUCUCGGGGUGGAAGCCUCCUGAGCUGUACAGACACCUCGGGGUCGCGAAGAAGGACGUCGAAUCGAUUCGACUCCGCUCGAUUCCCGUUUUGCCCAAGUUCAACAAACGCCGCCUCGGAGGUCUUGUGCACCGGCAGUUCACGGAUGUGAAGGACUUUCAAAACGCUUACGUCGUGCUGAAGGAUCGCGAACUGGUCCGCUCGGUGCUCCAGCGAGACGGAGCGUCGUUCCAGGAGCGGCCGCUGCGCGUGGACGAGGCUGGCGAGCGGGGUCAGAACGUGUUCAGUCGCUUCGACAGAAAGAAAACCGUCUUCGUGGGCAACUUGCCUUCUCGCUGCUCAGAGGAAGACCUGCGCGCCGCGCUCGCAGGCAACGGCGCCAUCAAAGCCGUGCGCAUCAUUCGAGAUAAAGUCACUUCGGAAACAAAAGGGUUUGGCUUCGUCUGCUUCGAGGACCGGGUCUCCGUCGCCCGUGCCGUCCUCGCGAGCAACGGCGUCACCAAGCUUCAGGGUCGAGUGCUGCGUGUCACGAGGGCGCUGGAUGAGGCGACGUCCAAGAUGGAAGAUGCGAAGCGCCUCCACGAGAAAGAAAAGAAGCGUGCGCGAAGAGGAGGAGCGAGCCGUGGCGUCUCUCCCGCGGUCCGACGCAUCAUGCAGAAGAAACAACGCAAGAUGGCCAAGCGCUACGAGAACCGCGGCUACGCUCCCCAGGGCAAAGGCUUGUCUGCAGCCUUUUAG